CCCAACGUCACUACGUAACUUCUAUACCAAUGUGUACGGAAGUGGGAAGUGGUAUCACCACGCUAAAUUCCUGUCAUGUGUACUAAGAAUUCUUCUUUUAACGCGGUGGAAAGAAAUGAAUUCUGUUUUUAAUGUCUAAAACCUCAAACACAGCAUUUCAAGCAGAGGCAAAACAAUUCCAGAAUGAGCUCUCAGGACGUACUUAAAAACGCAUCCACUCUCGCGUCUUACAAUGUGCUGCUACAGGUGAUGUUCCGCGUGCUCACCUUCUUAUUGAACGCGUUCACCCUGCGUUUUGUAUCCAAAGAGCUGAUUGGAGUGGUGAAUGUAAGGCUCACACUGCUGUAUUCCACGCUAGUAUUUUUGUCUCGAGAGGCCUUUCGAAGAGCCUGUCUGAGUGGAUCUGCUGACGGGAAGCGCAACUGGAGGCAGCUCAUCAACCUGCUAUGGCUGACGUUGCCUCUGGGUGUGCUGUGGGGAGCCCUGUUAGCUGCUGUGUGGCUAUGGCUCCUGGAGGUGCCAGAUCCUCAAUCAGUUCCUUUUUACGGCCCCGCCGUGCUGCUGUUCGGACUAGCUGGGGUGCAGGAGCUCCUGGCCGAGCCCCUCUGGGUGCUGGCCCAAGUGCACAUGUUUGUGAAGCUAAAGGUGGUGGCUGAGAGCUUGGCUAUGUUGGCUAAGUGCAGCGUGACGGUGGUGUUGGUGAUGUCUGCCCGGGAGUGGGGCCUUUACAUCUUCUCUGCCGCUCAUCUGGUGUACACAGGAGUCUUGGUGCUGUGCUAUGCGGUUUACUUUCUUCAUUUCUUGCCGUCCAAAGAGGCAAUUGAGAUCAAUUUCCCCCUGCGCAAUAUUACAGAUCUGGUGCCUCACAAAGCUAAUGGAGAGCCGCUGGUGGACUGGACCGUGGCCCGUCUUACCUGGAGCUUCUUCAAGCAGUCGUUCCUCAAGCAGAUCCUGACUGAAGGCGAGCGCUACGUCAUGACCUUCCUGAACGUCCUGAGCUUCGGCGACCAGGGCGUUUAUGACAUCGUCAACAAUCUGGGCUCCAUGGUGGCGCGCUUCAUCUUCCUGCCAAUCGAGGAGAGCUUCUACAUCUUCUUUGCCAAAGUGCUGGAGCGAGGCCGUGAUGUGAAAAACCAGAAAGAGGAAGACGUUGGUGUCGCAGCAAAUGUGUUACAAUUCCUGCUCAAACUGGUGCUGGUGAUUGGACUCAUUAUCGCAGUCUUUGGGUACGCCUACUCAGAACUGGCCCUGGAUAUUUAUGGUGGAUCAUUGCUGAGCAGUGGGGCAGGUCCAUCCCUCCUGCGAUUUUACAGCUGCUACGUCCUCCUGCUGGCUGUAAACGGUGUGACCGAGUGUUUUGUGUUUGCUGCAAUGAGCCAGGAGGAGGUUGACAAGUACAAUUUGGUGAUGCUGGCCCUGUCUGCGUCCUUCCUCUUCCUGUCCUACAUGCUGACGUGGUGGGCUGGUGGCAUUGGCUUCAUUCUGGCCAACUGUUUGAACAUGGCCCUCCGCAUCACGCACAGCGUCCUGUACAUUCGCCGCUACUUCCUAUCCAGUCAGUGGAAACCCUUGCGGGGCCUGCUGCCCUCGCUGCCGCUGUGCCUGGCGCUCGCUGUCAGUGCAGCCAUCACGGUUGUCAGUGAGGGUGCUUUUUGCUGCGACGGCGGUUGGCUCCUCAGGUUAGUCCACGUCGGCGUGGGAGCGGCCUGUCUUCUUUUUGUUCUUGGGACGAUUGUGCUCACAGAAACUCAACUCGUUGUGUUUGUGAGGACUCAGCUUUUGCCCCAGUACAGGAAAAAAAGUGUAUAACGAAGGCCAGCGGCAAGUGGAUUUUUUUUGGGGUGGGGGGGUGGGGGGGGGGUUGUUGUUUUUUGUGGAUCAUGGACGCAAGUAUAUACAGUAUGUGCCUAAUUAAUUUUGAGUAUUUAAGAGUUCAGUUCAGUAGUAUAAUUUCCCAAAAAAUUAAGGUCAUUUCAUCAAUGCAGAGGAAAUUAUUUUUUUAGCUGUAGGAAAUUUAGACCGGUCAACAAAAUGUCACUACAUUUUUAAAUCUAAGAUACAAGUAAACUUUUCUAGAUUUUUUUUUGUUGGUGUGUUUACUGAAUCUGCCCUCACUUUAAUUUUUCCCCCCUUUGAUACAUUUGAUUUUUGGAAUAAUAUGUAAUAAUCUAUCCAAUAAUAUCCCAUUUUCUUUUGUUGUUUUUUUUUUCUUCUUUCUACCUACAUUCUUGCUGCUGGAGGCUGUAAAUUUCCCCAGUGUGGGACAAAUAAAGGAUAUCUUAUAUUUAUGAAUUAAGGGUUAGGUUCAGCAAUAAUAGCGAUAAAUUUAAAACGCAUGGUAGAAUCCAUCUUCCGCUAGCUUUUAUAGGUCAAAGUUCAAAACAAGAUAUACGGUCGCUUAAAAACUGGAUACACUAGAAAAAAGUAUACUCAUUUUUGUCAAUGUCAAAGAUAAAUUUAGGGACACUAAAAUUGGUUUCAAAAUUUGCUGUUGACCAGUGUAAUAAGAUCAUAAAAUAUUUCACUCUGUCUGAAGUGAAUUCAAGAUAUAAAAUUCACUGCUGUAACAAAUUGUUUUGGCCAAUACUGUACUUUAUUAAUAUGAAUGUGUAUGUGAAUAUGUGUAUAAUGUGUAUUAUAACGUGACUGAAUAAUUCCUCUGCACAUAUGAAGAAGUGUAACCUUAUUGGACACAUCAUUAGGUACACCUUCCAGAUAUUACGCCAGAUAUACGCAGAUAUUACGCUAUGAAGUGUGUGUAAUCAUCUGCGUAUGUGCUGUACUCUAAAUAAGGUGAUUUCUAUGAACUUUAUUUUUUUUGCUGAUUUUGUACACAUGUACCUAAUAAAUGACUUUUGAGUGUAUGAUAAGUAAACUAUUGUGGGCCAAAUUUAA
This is a messenger RNA of Hippocampus zosterae (dwarf seahorse), 2895 nucleotides long. It is a transcript of the gene rft1, whose product is annotated as RFT1 homolog. The record is from RefSeq and is a predicted model, not a curated record. Bases 184 to 1809 code for a protein of 541 amino acids. Gene Ontology annotation, cellular component: endoplasmic reticulum membrane. Gene Ontology annotation, biological process: glycolipid translocation; dolichol-linked oligosaccharide biosynthetic process. The transcript has 10 exons. Lineage: Eukaryota; Metazoa; Chordata; Actinopteri; Syngnathiformes; Syngnathidae.